Molecule: messenger RNA, 3629 nt
Organism: Setaria italica (foxtail millet)
Lineage: Eukaryota; Viridiplantae; Streptophyta; Magnoliopsida; Poales; Poaceae
Product: putative disease resistance RPP13-like protein 3
Exons: 3
Coding region: 61-3561 (1166 amino acids)
Biological process (GO): defense response to other organism
Molecular function (GO): ADP binding
Source: RefSeq, a predicted model, not a curated record
GCUCCACUACACAGAAAGCCUGCUCCUGCCAUUCGCUUGUGCAUAGAGAGUGCGAGAGAGAUGGAGAAGCGGUUUGCCGUGACCGCAGCAACCGGGGCGUUGGGGCCGGUCCUGGUGAAGCUCGCUGCUUUGCUGGGUGAUGAGUACAAGCUUCAGGAGGGAACCCGGCGAGGCAUCGAGUCCAUCAAAUCCGAGCUCGAGCCAGUUCACCAUCUCCUGUGGAAGUUAUGGGGGAGCUUGGAUCUUGAUGUGGCAUGCAAGAACUGGAUGACAGAGGCCCGAGAGCUGUCCUACGACAUGGAGGACGACAUCGACGGCUUCACUCUCGGAUUGGAGCGUGGUGACGGCAGCUUCAUCCAGCGGGAAGCCACGGACAGCCCUUUCAUGGAAUUCAUGGAAAGGGUCAAAGAUGUAUCGAAGCGGUGCGGCGAGAUGCAGAAGAUUGGCGACGGCAUCAUCUGCAACCGUAGCAAGCUGACCACCGACCCUCGAGCUCUCUUCCUCCACAAGGAUGCAUCGGAGCUCGUGGGCAUGGAACCAAAAAAGAAGGAGAUCAUCCAAUUGCUUCAGAAGAACGAAAUGGUAUGCAUUCUUGGAGCUGGAGGGAUGGGGAAAACAACUCUUGCGGACCUGGUGUAUCACGCAGUAGGAGAUGAAUUCCAAUGCCGGGCUUUCGUGUCCGUGCACCCAAGUCCUAACAUGACGGAGAUUCUGGGUAUCAUCCUCAGCCAAGUAACAGAUUGUGCAAUGUCUGCUGGCAGUGGCACCGAACCUGCAGCCGAACAAAAUAUGGUCACCGACAUAUCAAUUUCCCUCUCUGAGAAGAGCAGUGGCACUGAACCUGCAGCCGAGCAAAAUGAUUUCAUCAAAGGCAUAUCAAAUUUCCUCUCUGACAAGAGAUACCUGGUCAUAUUAGAUGACAUUUGGGACUGGGAAGAAUGGAAAGUCAUCCGUAAGGCUCUUCCCAAGAAUAAUCUGGGCUGUAAAUUAAUAAUGACGACCCGGGUCAGGAGUAUAGCUGAGAAAUGUGAAACUGAACAAGGUGCACGUGUGUACGAACAGGAGUUUGGUAUUGCGGAAGCUGGAAGACUAUCAGCUAUGAGACUGAACAAAUAUGUCGUGCGGAGGCGGAAGUUUGGUCGUGCGAAGGCGCUGUCCACUAACAAUUAUGAGAUUCCGGGUAUGUGCGGCGGGGCACCAUUUGAUGUUUGUCCGCUAGCAGUAAUCUGUUUGUCGUCAGCAUGGGCAGCAGAGAGACAACAUCAUCGGGAAUUUAAUACAUGGGCGAGGCACAUUCUGGAUGAUGGGUUUCUGAGUACUCCAUCCUUGAAACCACUGGUCCAGAGUCUAUGCCUUGGUUUCGACGAUCUUCCCGUUCAGCUGAGGACUUGCUUGCUAUACUGUACCAUAUAUCCUCGGCGGUACAGGUUUGAUAAGGGAUGCAUGGUGAGAAAAUGGAUUGCUGAAGGAUUUGUUUCGCAAGUUGAAGCAGCAGAAGCUUACUUCGACAAGCUUUUCUCCAGGAAUCUGUUGCAGCGGCACAUGGGGAUGCACGCAGUUCACCCCAUUAUGCGAGCCUUCCUCGUGUGCAAAGCAAAGGAAGAUAAUUUUAUUGCUUACGACGGGAAUCAGCGGAAGGGGGUGAUCCGUCGUCUUUCUCUCAGCACGGAUGAUGAGGAUGUGCUGGAUGAGGAUGUGCUGUCUCAUACUCGCUCCCUUGUUGUUUGUGGUCAUGAUGAGGAUGUGCUGGAUGUCCCCUUCAAGGCGAUCAAAAAGCUGCGAGUGCUAGAAAUAUAUCGCAGCGAUUGUGCACAGAAUGGUGAUAUGGUGGAUAUAUGUGGGCUGAUCUGGCUCAAGUGUCUGGUUAUUAAGAGCUGCUAUCAAAUCACAGAGCUCCCACGGGAGAUUGGGAGACUGCAGAAUCUGGAGACCCUGGACGUGGCAGGUACAGGGAUUAGUAAACUACCAACGGAAAUUGGGAAACUGCAGCACUUAGAGACUCUGAAUGUAUGUGGCACAGAGGUCACAGAGCUGCCUACGUCGAUGGAGAAAUUGCAAUCUUUGAAGACUCUGGAUGUAAGUGACACAGAGGUCACGGAGCUGACGUGGAUCGAGAAAUUGCAAUAUUUGAAGACUCUGGAUGUAAGUGGCACACAGGUCACGGAGCUACCAAGGGAAAUCAAGAACCUUGAGCGUUUGGAGACUCUGGAUGUAAGUUGCACAGAGGUCGCGGAGCUACCAAGGGAAAUCAAGAACCUUGAGCGUUUGAAGACUCUGGAUGUACAUUGCACAGAGGUCGCGGAGCUACCAAGGGAAAUCAAGAACCUUGAGCGUUUGGAGACUCUGGAUGUAAGUCGCACAAAGGUCACUGAGCUGCCUAGGUGGAUCGAGAAAUUGCAAUCUUUGAAGACUCUGGAUGUAAGUAGCACAAAGGUCACGAAGCUACCACUGGAAAUCAAGAACCUUGAGCGUUUGGAGACUCUGGAUAUAAGUGAGACACUGGUGAGAGAGUUGCCUAAGGAAAUCGGGCAACUACAGCAUCUGAGGACUCUGGACAUAAGAGGUACUAAUGUCCGAGAGCUAUCCUGCAGUAAAGACACGAAUCCGUUAUUACGUGUGGUUCUUAAUAUGCACAAGUUGAUGUCACCUCUGGGUGUUAUUAGCUCAAGUGGUGCUGAAGAGGUUAUUAGUUCCUCUUCUGAAGCAAACUGCAGGGAUGACCUAUCCAUCCUCAUCCUCUUUAACCAUUUCGGCUUGAGGUGUGAAGUCCUACCAGUUAGGAUGCUUAGAGUUGCCGGGAGACACAUGAAAGUCCCGCAGUGGGUCAAGCAAGACUUGUGCAAUGUCUGCUCCUUAGAUAUCAGGAUCUACAAACUUGUGCACGAAGACCUCAAGUUUCUGAAGAUGCAUAUGCCCAACCUGCAGGCUCUCCAACUCAGGUUCGAGGUCCUCCCACAGGAGCCGGUUGCCAUCACUGAUGGAGGGUUCUCAAAGCUGGAGACGUUCUACGUUGAUUGCCGUCUGCCACGGGUGAUCACCUUCGGGGAAGGAGCGAUGCCGAAGCUGAAACAUCUUGAGUUCAAGUUCUACACCGGCACAGCAAGUCAAGACUACUACAUGGGCAUCAAGCAUCUCGACAGUCUUGAGGAGGUCGUGUUCCGAUCCUCCGAGUACUAUACAAGUGACAGUCCGGGCAUCUGCGAGGCAAUUGAUGUACUGAGAAAUGAAGCCGCGGAGCACCCCAACAAGAUCACCCUUUGGGUCAAUAAAAUGGAAUGUAAGGUUUUCCGCAGCGGUGAAUUUGAAGAAUGGGAAAAAGAAAUUGAGAAAAGGGAAAAAGUAGUUGAGAAAAUGCGGAAACAAAAACGCAUUGAGGAACAACGUCUUCGACUAUCGACGGCAGCAGAGGGGCGAGCUCAGCGGGACAAAAACAACGCAAGGGCUGGAAUUGAAAAGGAAAUUCAAGAAAGGAAACGCAAUCUUGAAAUCAGGGAACGACGAUUGAGGGAACAAUUGCGCUACUAUAACUAUUUAUCAAAUUCGGACCUUCCUUCUCCAUGACUCUAUGUGACAUUAUCUGUACGCACACUUGAUUAUGAUUAUUUUUCCAGUUUAGUUUCUCUUCGUCA